AUGCUUGUCGGCGCGUUCUUUGCCACGCUCGUGCCACUGGUACCCCUCGUAGAGGCGUACGAGUGCUCGCUGUCCUCCUCGCGCACGUCAGCGGCGCCCGCUGUAGCACACAGAGAGGCAUCUUCUUCUUGGAGUGGUGUGGACAUUUGUAAAGUUCAGACCUUCCCUGCAAGCCCGCACGACCUCAUUUCCCCUCUAGGCCCUUACUCAAUACCGAUGUCCCAAUGCUCCAACCUCGUGUGCCGGUUCAACCAAUGCGCAGGCGAGGGGUUCACGACCAGAUCGAUCAUCUGCGACGGAGCUACCCGAGUUGUAGAAGAUAACGCGCGCUUCCAAGAUGCCGCGUACGGAUCCCCCAGCGGUGAGCUCUACGUCUGCUCCUGCGGCGGUGCAUCGAACAGCGACGCCGCUGGUCAGCACGAGUACCGUGCAGGGUUGGGUGGCGUUGACCUGCAGCGGACCAGCCUGCGACAAAGGCCCCUUGGGGGUUGA
Molecule: messenger RNA, 492 nt
Organism: Jaminaea rosea
Lineage: Eukaryota; Fungi; Basidiomycota; Exobasidiomycetes; Microstromatales
Exons: 2
Coding region: 1-492 (163 amino acids)
Source: RefSeq, a predicted model, not a curated record